CGAGUCUCAAAACGCACGUUUAGAAUUCCCAAGUGGCACAUCCGUAAAUACAAGGGUUCAAAGAUUGUUCCUUUUAUAAUCUCUCUGUUUUCUUCCCUCUGUUACUCAACAGACAAGUUCGAUCACAGAGCCAAAAAAAACAAUGGCGUCUUCUCUUCCUACAUUGCCCAGAGCCUUACCUUCCUCAUCAAGCAAACCUUCUUCUUCCUCCGGUCCUUUCCGAUCUCCUUUCCUCAAAGUCAACGGUUCCACUUCCUUCAUCCCCUCUUCUAUCUCCCUCGCUUCACGUGGCGCAUCCUCCAUCAUCCCACGUGCCACAGCCUCCUCUGCUGGAUCUGACUCUGAGGAAACUCUAGCGAAAACCACCUUCCACGGUCUCUGCUACGUCUUGAAAGACAACAUAGACACUGACCAGAUCAUCCCAGCAGACAAAGCCUGCAUCUUCCCAUCGAACCAGCAAGAGCGUGACGAGAUCGCCUCCAACGCCCUCUCCGGUCUCCCAGACUCCCACAAAACCCGGUUCGUUGAGCCAGGAGAGAUCAAAUCGAAAUACUCAAUCAUAAUCGCCGGUGAAAACUUCGGUUGCGGGUCGUCACGAGAACACGCUCCGGUCUGUCUCGGAGCAGCCGGAGCUAAAGCCGUCGUUGCUCAGACUUACGCAAGGAUCUUUUUCCGUAACUCGGUGGCUACAGGAGAGGUGUUUCCGCUUGAGUCAGAGGUUAGAGUCUGCGACGAGUGUAAGACAGGUGACACGGUGACGAUCGAGCUGAGAGAUAGUGGUGGUUUAUUGACUAAUCACACGACCGGCCAAAAAUAUAAGCUCAAGGCGAUCGGUGAUGCGGGACCGGUUAUUGAUGCUGGUGGUAUCUUUGCUUAUGCGAGGAAGAUGGGAAUGAUUCCUUCAUUAGCUUAAACUCUUCUUCACAUUCAAUUACUUGUCUUUAGAGUUCUCUCUGUUCUCUUGACUUUUGAUCUUUAUUUAUAUAAUGAAUUAGAUCAUCCAAAGCCAAGUAGAAGACAUGUUCCAACUUCCAAGUAAUGAUAUACCAAAACUAUGUGUUUCUAUGUGUA
Messenger RNA from Eutrema salsugineum, 1071 nucleotides. Its product is annotated as 3-isopropylmalate dehydratase small subunit 1. Lineage: Eukaryota; Viridiplantae; Streptophyta; Magnoliopsida; Brassicales; Brassicaceae. The record is from RefSeq and is a predicted model, not a curated record. The coding region runs from base 143 to 913 and encodes 256 amino acids. The transcript has a single exon.